This is a messenger RNA of Penicillium crustosum, 1800 nucleotides long. Its product is annotated as Zn(II)2Cys6 transcription factor. The record is from RefSeq and is a predicted model, not a curated record. The coding region runs from base 1 to 1800 and encodes 599 amino acids. Gene Ontology annotation, cellular component: nucleus. Gene Ontology annotation, molecular function: DNA-binding transcription factor activity, RNA polymerase II-specific; zinc ion binding. Gene Ontology annotation, biological process: regulation of DNA-templated transcription. NCBI's taxonomy places the organism in Eukaryota, Fungi, Ascomycota, Eurotiomycetes, Eurotiales, Aspergillaceae. The transcript is spliced from 2 exons.
AUGUAUGCCUCCCGCGCCUGUGACUCAUGUAGGCGGCGCAAGGUGAAGUGCAACUCAAAGCAGCCCUGUGCGAAUUGCCGCAUCUCGAAUCUUAUCUGUGAAUUCCAAGGUCUGCGCCGGCAGCGCGGACCCAAGGUCGCCAAGCGGCCAGUGACCUGUAAUUCAGAUGCAGCUUCCCCCAGCGAGAGCUGCACGUCAGCCAAUGCAGCUUGUCCAGCUCCAGAGCCAUGUGAGCCUGGGCUUGCGACGAUGUCCCCAGUUGAGGAGGCCACGCCGAUGGCGGCUUUCAACCUGCCCCAGCCACACCCCUCACUAACUGUCGAUACGCCGCCCUCCGGGGGCGGUGGUUGCCACUACUCCUCACUUGAUGAGGACUAUGAUGGGGUAGAGAUCCACAAACGUUUGACUGCAUGUCUCCAGGACCUAUUGCCCCAGCGUUCUGCCGUGGAUAUAGGACAAGAAUGCCUAGACUUGUUUAUGCAGUACAUGUUCCCUAACACGCCUAUCAUCCACGAGCCAACAAUGCGCGCUAAUAUCUCCCUGCUCCUUCCAGAAAAUCACACUCUGUUUCCUAACCAGCCAGCCGCCUCCCCCAAGAGGCUGGAUCAGCUUAGUUGCUACCGUGCAUUCACGGCGAUCACCGCUCUUUCUGCACAUGUUGUGGCGGCUCUGCCGGCAUCCUUUGUUCCACACCAGGAUACUAUUGCCACCACUUUCCUCGAAACAUCCCGGCGCAUGUUAAGGCUUUAUCUGGUGGACGAUGUUGAUCACCCAGACUCGAGUUCCCUCAUGAUCCGAUUCUGGCAUGCUGCGGCGGUGCAGAAUACCACCGGAAAGGCCAGCAUCGCCUGGCACAUCCACGGCGAGGCCACGAUGUUGGCCCUGCGGCUGCGCCUAUAUGAUGAAGCUGUUGUCUGCAUGAGCCCACCAAUUGAGUCAAAGUUGUUGCGCGCCAACUUCUGGCUACUCUAUCUCGCAGACCAGAGCGCUAUUGCCCUUGAUACUCGUAUCUCAUUACUGCGGGAGCCCAUGUUCAGUGGCGGCCUAUCGCUACUCGAAAGAGACGACAAAGAUGUCCCGCUUCUUGACAUGAACAAGAAGAUCAAUCAAGGUACAUUUGAAAGCCAGAUCUCAACCGGUUUCCACCUUAAGCAACGUGUCUGGUCCUCAGCAGCAGCCGUCCUCGCCAACAUCCCUACGUAUAGUAGUCGGAAGAAAAACGUUUUUGAUACUCAACAAGGAGAUCAAGAGCGGGCGGAACUUGAACUACACCUCACGGAAUCAUAUAUUCGCUUUAGUGCAGUAUUGGAUGACCUGCCGGCUUCGCUCCGAUAUCCUGAUGACAUUGGUGGCUCCGACAAAGAAGUAGCAUUAUAUCAGAAAACGUCCUUCUGGACACUGAGAAGCAACAUCAUGACGACUUACUACUGCGUGAAGCUUGUCAUCUUACAAUCAUGCCUUCAACAUAAUGUACCUGAAAUUUUGGGGCUAAAUAAUAGCUCUCUUGCCGGUGAAAUCAAGAAAGUAGAAAUUAUUCAGGACUUUCUCCACGAGCUGCAGAUUGUGCCGUACAUGUGCUUUAAAGCUCAAGGAGAGGCAGCGGUCGAACGAAUCCGCCGUGUCGGCUCCAUCCUGCUCGAACUCUCCCAGAACGCUGAAAAUGACACCAUCCGACAACGCGCACAGUCGCAAUUCUCCAAGUUGCUACACAUGCUCGCAAUUUUAGACUCCAAAGCCUCGGAUGAGCUUGGGGAAGCCGAAAUUCCGGGCGGACAUCCCACCUACCGACAGGAUUCCUAA